Piliocolobus tephrosceles (Ugandan red Colobus) is the source of this 8575-nucleotide messenger RNA. RefSeq names its product general transcription factor IIIC subunit 4 (gene GTF3C4). Lineage: Eukaryota; Metazoa; Chordata; Mammalia; Primates; Cercopithecidae. Gene Ontology annotation, biological process: transcription initiation at RNA polymerase III promoter. The transcript is spliced from 5 exons. Gene Ontology annotation, molecular function: histone acetyltransferase activity; protein binding. Gene Ontology annotation, cellular component: transcription factor TFIIIC complex. The record is from RefSeq and is a predicted model, not a curated record. The coding region runs from base 268 to 2736 and encodes 822 amino acids.
GAGCUCAAUCCCUGGGCAGGGGGAAGGGGGUCCUCCGGGGUCCCAGCUCGCUGUCCUUUUUCUGGACAGGCAGUUCCUCGGCCACCUGGCAGGGCCGCGUUGCCUGGCAACGGCGGGGUCCUUCCUGGCUCGGCGGCGCUCGGGGCCUGAGGGGAGAAAACCGCCGCGGAGGGCGCUGGGGGUGGCGGCGGCGGUCCGGGAGGUGGCCGCGCGACUGAGACGCGGGUUUGGAGCGCCAGGGCGUCCCAUCUCUGCACCUGAGAGAAGAUGAACACGGCCGACCAGGCCCGGGUGGGGCCCGCGGACGACGGGCCUGCGCCACCCGGAGAGGAGGAGGGAGAGGGGGGCGGCGAGGCGGGCGGGAAGGAGCCAGCAGCGGACGCGGCCCCGGGGCCCAGCGCUGCAUUCCGCCUCAUGGUGACUCGGCGGGAGCCGGCCGUGAAGCUGCAGUAUGCGGUGAGCGGCCUGGAACCGCUGGCUUGGUCGGAGGACCACCGCGUGUCUGUGUCCACGGCCCGCAGCAUCGCUGUGCUGGAGCUCAUCUGCGACGUGCACAACCCGGGCCAGGACCUGGUUAUCCACCGCACCUCGGUGCCCGCCCCUCUCAACAGCUGUCUCCUCAAAGUUGGCUCAAAAACAGAAGUUGCUGAGUGCAAGGAGAAAUUCGCCGCCUCCAAGGACCCCACGGUCAGUCAGACUUUCAUGUUGGAUAGAGUGUUCAACCCUGAGGGGAAGGCUUUACCACCAAUGAGAGGAUUCAAGUACACCAGCUGGUCUCCCAUGGGUUGUGAUGCUAAUGGCAGGUGCCUCUUGGCAGCACUGACCAUGGACAAUCGCCUGACCAUCCAGGCAAAUCUCAACAGAUUGCAAUGGGUCCAGCUGGUCGACCUGACUGAGAUCUAUGGAGAACGUCUUUAUGAGACCAGUUACAGGCUCUCUAAAACUGAAGCCCCAGAAGGAAAUCUCGGGGAUUUUGCUGAGUUUCAGAGGAGACACAGCAUGCAGACCCCAGUCAGAAUGGAGUGGUCGGGCAUCUGUACCACUCAGCAGGUCAAGCAUAACAACGAAUGCCGGGAUGUUGGCAGUGUGCUCCUGGCCGUCCUCUUUGAAAAUGGUAAUAUCGCCGUGUGGCAGUUUCAGCUGCCCUUUGUAGGAAAGGAAUCCAUCUCUUCAUGCAACACGAUUGAGUCAGGAAUCACCUCUCCCAGUGUAUUGUUUUGGUGGGAAUAUGAGCACAAUAAUCGAAAAAUGAGUGGCCUUAUUGUGGGGAGUGCUUUUGGACCCAUAAAAAUUCUUCCUGUCAAUCUCAAAGCAGUCAAAGGCUAUUUCACUUUAAGGCAGCCUGUUAUCUUGUGGAAAGAAAUGGACCAGUUACCUGUGCACAGCAUCAAAUGUGUACCACUUUAUCAUCCUUACCAGAAGUGUAGUUGCAGCUUAGUAGUGGCUGCAAGAGGUUCUUAUGUAUUUUGGUGUCUUCUUCUGAUCUCCAAAGCAGGGCUGAAUGUUCACAAUUCCCAUGUCACAGGCCUUCACUCACUGCCGAUUGUCUCCAUGACUGCAGACAAACAGAAUGGAACAGUCUAUACUUGCUCCAGUGAUGGAAAGGUGAGGCAGCUGAUUCCCAUUUUCACAGAUGUUGCAUUGAAGUUUGAACACCAGUUGAUUAAACUCUCAGAUGUGUUUGGCUCAGUGAGGACUCAUGGGAUAGCAGUGAGCCCCUGCGGUGCGUACCUGGCCAUCAUUACCACUGAGGGUAUGGUCAACGGCCUCCACCCCGUUAACAAAAACUACCAGGUCCAGUUUGUUACUCUCAAAACCUUUGAAGAGGCAGCUGCUCAGCUCCUGGAAUCUUCAGUUCAAAACCUUUUUAAGCAGGUAGAUUUAAUAGACCUAGUACGCUGGAAGAUUUUAAAAGAUAAACAUAUCCCUCAAUUUUUACAAGAAGCUUUGGAAAAAAAGAUUGAAAGCAGUGGAGUCACCUAUUUUUGGCGUUUUAAGCUUUUCCUCCUGAGGAUUUUAUAUCAGUCAAUGCAGAAAACCCCUUCAGAAGCCUUGUGGAAACCCACCCAUGAGGACUCAAAAAUCUUACUAGUGGAUUCACCUGGGAUGGGCAAUGCUGACGAUGAACAGCAGGAAGAAGGAACUUCUUCCAAACAGGUGGUGAAGCAAGGCCUGCAGGAGAGGAGCAAGGAAGGAGAUGUAGAGGAGCCCACCGAUGACUCGCUCCCCCCGACUGGAGAUGCUGGAGGCCGCGAGCCAAUGGAAGAGAAACUCCUGGAAAUCCAAGGGAAAAUCGAAGCUGUGGAGAUGCACUUGACCAGGGAACACAUGAAGCGAGUCUUAGGAGAAGUGUAUCUGCACACCUGGAUCACAGAAAACACUAGCAUCCCCACCCGAGGACUCUGUAACUUUUUAAUGUCUGAUGAAGAGUAUGAUGACAGAACAGCACGGGUGCUGAUUGGACAUAUCUCAAAGAAGAUGAACAAACAGACUUUCCCUGAGCACUGUAGUUUGUGUAAAGAGAUCUUGCCAUUCACAGAUCGCAAACAGGCAGUCUGUUCCAAUGGCCACAUUUGGCUCCGGUGCUUCUUAACCUACCAGUCCUGCCAGAGUUUGAUAUAUAGAAGGUGUUUGCUCCAUGACAGCAUUGCCCGGCAUCCAGCUCCAGAAGAUCCCGACUGGAUUAAGAGGUUACUGCAAAGCCCCUGCCCUUUCUGUGAUUCUCCUGUCUUCUAAAUAAUCAGUGACAGGAGGAUGGAAGGGCUGAUGAACUCUGCCAUGGAAAACUUCCUCCAGCCUGAAGAGAAGGAUGCACUGGAGGAAGCCUGACCCUCACGAGUGGAGAGAAGUCCUUGGUGAUUGUAAAGAGGGCCCCUGGAGCUCAUUUCUGAAGGGCACUCUCCAUCUCCAGGGACUAACAGAUGUCCUUUGAAAUGGCUGGACUCAGAGAGUUGGAGUUGUUUUGAGAUGAGCAUUAGCCCCAGCUUUGUAACCAAUGAGGAACACUUACUUAAGUAUCUUGACAGAAGCAAUUUGAACACAAUGUCCUGUAAUUUCUAGGAACAGAAUGGUCUUUUCUAGAGAACUUGGAUAAGGACCUUGCUGGGUUGAGUUACGUUUUAAUUCUUACUUUGGUCUGGAACUGCCUUCUGGCUCCAGACUUAAAUUGCUUGGUCCGUGGCAUCUGAUGUACCAACAGAGAUUAAAAGUGUGUAAAGCAACACAUGGGCUGAUGUUUUGUUCUCAGAAAAUAGCUGCUGGUCUGCAUCCCUCCAUUCUUGUUUUUUAUGCAUAUGGAAAACAUUUUCCUAAAACUAUAUUCUCAAGUUGAAGCCAAGACUAAAAUUUAAUGUGUCAAAUGAUCUGGUAACUAUUAUAAUGAGUAAUUGUGACUUAUUUUCAUUCUCUCCCGUGUCAUCAGGUUUCCUGACCCAACUCCUUAAUCCGUAUAAAGAUGUCAAAUACUGUAGUUUACCCAAGCCACAGCCCUGCUUCAGACUUAACUGUGGUAGCCUAGAUGAGCUAUUUGUACAGAGAGGAAAAAAAGAUAUUUUCCUCUUUUAGUAAUAAAACGUUUAGUAUUUUUAAUGUUGACAUUUCCAGAUGUUUCAUUGAGUAUCCAGGGUUCUGUCUGGAGACUUCUAGAGAGGGACAGCUCAGAAGUAGGGCCCUUGAGCUCGGGUGCCGUAAGCUUGUGCAAUUCAGUUGAACAGAGCCUGGCAGUGUCUCUCCUCUGCACACAGCCCCUUGAUAUUUGGAAUCCAGGUUCUGUGCCCACCCCUACUCACCCAGUGGUCUGUUAAGAUGUCCCAGAUGGGGCCGGGUGUGGUGGCUCAGGCCUGUAAUCCCGGCACGUUGGGAGACCAAGGCAGGCAGAUCACAAGGUCAGGAGUUCAAGACCAGCCUGACCAACAUGGUGAAACCCUGUCUCUACUAAAAAUACAAAAAUUAGCCAGGCGUGGUGGUGCGCACCUGUAAUCCCAGCACUUUGGUAGGCUGAAUCAGACGGGUCACUUGAGGCACUAUGGUGAGACCCCAUCUACUAAAAAUACAAAAGUUAGCCUGGCAUGGUGGCGCAUGCUUGUAAUCCCAGCUACUCAGGAGACUGAGGCAGGAGCACUGAACCCAGGAGGCAGAAGCUGCAGUCAGCUGAGAUGGUACUUAGAUGAUAACCAUAGCGGCAACCUCGCCCCUUCACCCCCCAUUGAUAGGUAGUGAGCCCUUGGAGGCACUUCUAAACAAUCCGCUCGGAAAUGUCUUCUGUUUCCUAUUCAAACUGCUGUUUUGUCUCCUAUGUUUAAUCUUGUAUUUGCUAUUCUGCUUAUUUUUUCUCAUUUUGGUGGUAAUUUCAAGAAGAAUGUUUAUCCACUAUUGAUUUUCAAGAAAGAAACCGAGCACCAUUGAAAUCAUGAGAAACAGAAUUCAGAACAUUGUGUGGUUGAAGUCAUUUGUGUCUGCAGCUAUUUUUUCCACUUUACAAUAAAUAAGUAAAAAUUAAGAUCAUGUCAAAAAAUUAUUGCAGUUUUAAUCAUUAUGGCAUAGUUUCCCUCCUCCCCCCUCACCUGCAUUAGAAUCCGUGGAGAUUUGUUCUUACUGGGAAUUUUGGGCUGCUGCCAUUUAAAACUUAGGGUUUUAUUUAAAGCAGUUGUGCAUUUUUGAGAAAAUUUAUUGGGAGUAACUAGAGAGGAUCUCCCAAUUUUUUUGUAUGUCUCUAUAGGAGUAAACAUGGCAACAGGUUUUCUAGAACGUAGACUCACUGCAGGGACUGGACCCAGUGGCAUUGUUAAGACCCUAAAAUCGAGCCACCACCUGCCUGCCCCAAGUUUCCAAACACUCAGUUGGAAGGCCUUUGCCUGCCCUUGUCCCCGUCCCACACCCAUGGAGGUUAAGCUACAGAGCUGGGGAAACAGGAGAUUUUGAGUUAAUGGCAGCCUCACAAAUAGUGCUUCUGAAUUUCUCAGAGUCAGCAUACCUCAUGAGAGGGUGUUGCUUGGUGCACCUUGGAAAAGUGAGAAUGGCACCAGAAGAUUUUAAUUGCCUCUUGCAGUUCAAACUUAGAUACCUACACCUCUGUACCUUCCUAAAAUUUGCCUGAUCUUAUUUGGUAGAUUUCAAGUUGCUUUCAGCUGUGACCAUAAUAACUGAGGAACUGGAGACAUAGUGGAAGUGCUAUUGCCGCACUGCAUUUAAAGUACAGGAGCAAAGAUUCUAUACAAUUAGACCCUUUAAGCUGCAACAUGGUUGCAUUUUGGGAGUCUGAUAUCCACAUAUGUCUCACAUUUUCUCUGCCUGGGGUUAAUUUGUUCCUAUUAUUCUAGAUAAGAAAUUGAUAGCUUGUUAUGCUUGAUAUUCAUUCUGAAAUCCUUACGUGUCCACCAGGCAGACUUCAAGCAAUCUCUACCUACUAUUACAUCUGCCAAAACUACCAAUUAUUUUUCAACGUCAGAAGUUAUUAGAGCCACUGGCAAAGCUCAUGGUUGAACGUGACAUUUUUCUGCUUUUCCAAGAAGUUUCUGAGAAUGUUAAUGUUGAAGUAUGCAGGCUGGACUUAGCAAGUUUAACACAUUAAUUAGGUUAAAAGGCAACGAUUAAAUAUUUCAGUUAUUUUGUAAUUAUAAUGGUAUCAAAUAAGAUGCAAAAGAAGUUGAUGCUUAUUGGUGCUUGCUAAGAGAAUGACAAUACUAGGUCUGUGAGCGUCUUUCCCCUGCAGCAGUUACACUGCCUCAGAGUUGGGUGAAUUACUGCAAUUCCUGAAAUGGAACCAGGAAUUAGGGUCACUGGUUGAUUGGCACGGGAUCUUUCCAUCCUUUCUGCUCCUGACCUCUCUCUCUUGCCUUUCCUUCCCCCAGAUGCCCUCUUGGUUUCCAUUCCUUUAGUUCUCUCUGCUUUAGAACACAGAGCUAACAGACUACAUGUUGGAAAGAAAAAUGGAUUAAUGGUCAAAUUUCUAAAAGCUCAAUUGUGUAGUGGGUCUCACUUCCUAGAAGAAAUUAUUGGUAAUAUUUCUUUCUAAAGGUAAUAGUAUUAUUUAUAUCUGGUUUUCUUCAAAACUUAACUAUAAUUUCCUUGUCAGGGUGCUCAGUAGCUCUUGGUUUGACUUCGGGCUAAGGAAUGUGAAAUUUUAGCUCCUUCCCACCACCUGUUUCCGCUCACUCCCACCCCCAGCCAAUAUUCUUCUUCAUAAGCAAAAAUUAUACUUAAGCUAAACUGAAUGGGUUAUAUUCUAAGUAAGUACAGACAGCAAAUAGGCAGACAAAUACAGUAAUGUCUUUACAAUUAGCCCACCACGGACUGUUCUGAGUCUCUGCAUGGUUUCCAUAAAUGAUUAUGAUGUAUCUUUAUGUUCUUUCCCUGCUCUUCUGUGCUCUGGAGUUUAGCAAUUCAGUGAGACUGGGGAGUGUCUCAAGAAUGGAACCUUUGCCCUCAAGGUUGGGUCAUCAAAAAUCCCACUAAAGGAUCUAACUGAUGAAUUGUUUUUAUUUUCGCCGUUAGUGCAAGUAUCAACUGGCAGCCUCAAACAGUUUUAGACUAUGUCUCAGGUCUCUCAUACUUAGAACUGCUCUUUCUUGAAGCUAAAAGAGGUUUUUGGAGUAAAGAUCUGCUGUUCAACCUAGUAUAGAGCAUGUGAAAUGGAAUUCAGCCAAACUCCAAGAAUAUGGAGUUGCUUCUAGUUAUCUAAAGUAGUACAGAAUCACUAUCCUGAUGAAAAGUGGGGUUUUUCAGAAGAUUGUAAACUCAUUUCCAUGGCACAGGUAGAAAUCAUUAUCAGGACUUGUUAGCCAGUUCAUGUCUCAUUGAUAGAAUGCAGCCUGCCAUCUGCAUCGAUGGUUUAAGAUGGUGCUGUUUUUGAAAACUUGCUGUGGAAAUAAAUUUGACAGAGGAAUAGUUAUUUGCAAAGCUGUCCUAGAAAGAGGUUAACUCUUUUGGUAUAUGGAUAUUUCUCCUCCAACACCUUUAAUUAGGUGGUUCAGCUUAUCUUGUAUUUUCUGAGUCGUAACUGUACUCUAGGGCCAAGACCUACUAUAAAAUCUGGAAUCCUGAUGAGAGAGUUGUUUAGAUCAAUAUUAUAUGCUUUGCCAACAUAAUCGAAGAAGGUAUUCAUUCUUUCUGGAUUUAAGAAGAGUUGACAAAAGUGUAAGAUUAUAUUCUCAUGCUGAAAUAAGGUAUAGGCUAAGUGAAAUACUGUAAAUGGGUUGGGUAGAAUUAAACUUUAGAGCUCUAAAUAUUAUGCUUAUUUUUAAAGUAAAAAGUUGCCUCACUGUCAUGAAAUCCUGUUACUUCCAUAAAAAAAAUCCUGUAAAAUGGUCAAACUGGACAAUGUAAGAGAUAAUGAUGGUUUUGAGGCAUUUCAUACUUUAUCGGUUUACAUUUGGCUAACAGACUGGUAGGUAAGGUUUAGGGUUCUCUCCACUAAUGGAAAAUUAAAUGCAAAAUGUCCGAAGAAUUAUGUUGUUUUCAAGGCUUUGACUCAGAUUUGUACUUUGAUGUAUGAAAGUGAAUAUCAAACUUGUUUAUACAGAAAAGACUAUAUAGAAAAAUCCAUGUUGGUUAUAGUGAUACAUGUUUUAUGUUUACCCAAUGCCUGUACUAAAUCUUGUGCUUGGCUUUGAAUGAUAUAUGUGUUUACAUAUGACUUUUUUUUUUUUUUGAAAUAAAAAGAACAGUCAUCUAAAAACGUAAGGUUUUGGAAAGGAGAUGCUUUUUCAAUUCUUACCAUGAGGUGGAAUGUUUUAUAGAAUUUUGGUGUUAAAAAUAAAAAUUUAAUAACAAUGCAUUUUGCUUGGAAUACUUCCCAAUCCAGAAAAGUUGGUGACUUCUCUCCAUUGUAUAUAUGUACAUAGUUUUCAUUAUUAGAUUGUAAGCUCCUCAAGGGCAGGAAUUGUUUUAUCUUCGUUGUUCCUGCAGCACCUAAUGUAAAGUGCCUUGCACAGGGUAGGUGCUCAUGACGUGUAGAAUGAGUGAGUAACUUCCUGCCUCAUAAAUGUGGUUCACUUCCCCUGUGUUCAACACUACAAAGCUACUCAUGCCAGAAGAGGGCAGAGUUCUUUCUUGGGUUUGAACUGGCUUUUUUGGGUUGAAUCAGACCAUUCCACAUCCUUAGCACUACUUAACCUUCUUUUCCUGAAGACUACAUAUCAGUGUCCUGCGUUUUUAAUCUAAUAUUACAGCUGCGGUUUCUAGGAAAAUUUUGAAGUGGAGAAGAUUAUGGAGAAAAUGAAAUGGAGAUUUGGGGCGGGUGGUUUGUCAGUAUAUUGCCCUGUGGGGUAAUCGUGUUUUAGUUAUUACUUGUUAAAAAGGUAACAGAACCUCUGUUUCUUUACCAAGUCGCUGGUUGGCCAUUUCUCCAAUUAACGAACUACCGUUGGUUUUAGCUCUUUCUCAUUUUGAAUUCCCUUCAAUUGCUUCCAUGAUUCUAGAACUUAGAGUCUAAUACAGUUGCUGUGAAUAUUUAGUGCUGUACAUAAUGGCAGUUUUGUAAAUGUGAAAUAACCUUGAAUAUGUUGUGGUUUGUAUACAGGGCCAUUCGUAGUGUUAUUUUGGCCACUUUUUUAUUCAAAAUAAAUAAUUAUUUGUA